AUGGGGCCUGCAUUAGCAAGUCGACGACACUUGCACACUGCUGCCGAUUGCUGUGACUAACGUUUGCUGUCCUCGACGCAGUUAUCAUUAUUUCAGUUUGCGAAUAUGUAAUUGUCGGUUGGUCGUUCCGUUAUGGACUGUGAUAACCAAGAUCAGUGUUUAAUAUAUUUUUCUAAAUUUGAUUGAGUUCGUUUCAAUAUCAGUAGUGAGCCUAAUGUGUUAUUCUUAUUGAAUACAUCAUAGUCGUAUAUCUGAAAUCGUAUAUCUGAAAUCGUAUUUGAAUUGCAGGAUUAUUAUUCGUAAAUGAAUUUAUUUUGUUCUCUGUAAAAUAAAUUAAAAACUCAAUUACAGUUUUUAUUAAUAGAAGACUUAAACUAUUUAUCGGUAUUUGCAAAAGCAAAUUAUCUAAAAAGAUAAAGCACUCUGUACUCAUCGCAAUCGGUUGAUUCAUCCGGGGUGUUCGUGUUCUCCGGAUAUGAUAUGUCGACUGAAAAUGUAUCACUUUCGUUGUUAAGUCGUAUUGCUGUUUAAUUGUUAGGUGGUAAAAAUUUGAUCAGUACAUAAAUAAGACUUUAAUUGUAAACCCGAGAUGGCGUCAAUAUCGGAGUCUCCACUUAGCAGAGCCAGAAACAGACCUGUUUUAUCCCGAUACAGAGAAAAUGUUGGCAAUGCAAACCAGUUACAAAGCAAACGUGAGCUCUUCUUCAAGUCGGAGUCUGUCAGUAGUGGUACUGGACCACCGUCGGGGGCGCCGCCUGCCCCACCGCUCGCACCGUCCGCUCUCAAGGAUGCGCUGGCGAAGCGAUCGGCGACCCUCCCGGACCCGCACGAAAACCACCAUGAGGCCAACGGCACGGCACCUUCGACUAAGCUGAGCAACAGCGUGUCGGUGGACUCCAAGCCGCCCAACACGGCCCCUCCCCCGACGCCUGCGCCUCCCGUGCCCACUUCAGCGCCACCCACCGCACCAGCUCCUCUUAGGAGUACAGAAAAUAUUAUGAAGAAACCAGAUCACCCACCAGUUGCGCCAAAACCAGAUUUACCUAAGUUAGAAAAGCCAAAAACCAAAGAAUUAGAUGGAUACGUUGGAUUUGCAAAUCUACCAAACCAGGUGUACAGGAAGGCAGUCAAAAAAGGAUUCGAAUUCACGUUAAUGGUAGUAGGUGAAACAGGACUAGGAAAGUCAACGUUAAUAAACUCCUUGUUUCUAACGGAUGUGUAUGACAAAGAAAAGCAUCCUGGUCCCUCGCUACGAGUGAAGAAGACAGUGGGAGUUGAGACAAGCGUAGUGUUGUUGAAGGAGAACGGAGUCAACCUGACGCUCACCAUCGUCGAUACACCCGGCUUCGGAGAUGCUGUCGACAACAGUAAUUGCUGGCAGCCAAUAAUUGACUUCGUCGAAUCAAAAUACGAGGAGUUCCUAAACGCAGAAUCACGAGUGACGCGCAAAGCGGCACCUCCUGAUACCAGGGUGCACUGCUGUCUGUACUUCAUAGCGCCCAGUGGACAUGGCCUCAAGCCUUUGGAUGUGGAGUUCAUGCAGCGGUUGGGAGACAAGGUUAACAUCAUACCCGUUAUCGCCAAGGCUGAUACUAUGACACCCGAAGAGUGCAAAGAGUUCAAGGAACAGAUAAUGAAAGAGAUCGCGCAGCACAAGAUCAAAAUCUACGAUUUUCCGGAGAGCACGGGCGAAGAAGGCGAGGCGGUGGAGGCGACGCGUGCGAUCCGCAACCGAGUGCCGUUUGCGGUCGUCGGCGCCAACACCGUCAUCGAGCUGGACGGCAAGCGGGUCCGCGGCCGCAAGUACCCCUGGGGCGUCGCUGAAGUGGAGAACCUGGAGCACUGCGAUUUCCUGGCGCUGCGCAACAUGGUGAUCCGCACGCACCUGCAGGACCUGAAGGACGUCACCAGCUCCGUGCACUACGAGAACUACCGCUGCCGCAAGCUGGCCGGCCUCUCGCACGACGGCAAGCCGCACCGCAUCAAUUCCAACAAGAAUCCUUUGGCUCAAAUGGAAGAAGAAAAGAGAGAACAUGAUCUCAAAAUGAAAAAGAUGGAGAGUGAGAUGGAGCAGGUGUUCGAAAUGAAAGUCCGCGAGAAGCGCGCGAAGCUGAAGGAAUCCGAAGCGGAGCUGGCGCGGCGACAUGAAGCUACCCGGCGCGCGCUGGAGACGCAAGCGCGCGAGCUCGAGGAGCGCCAGCGCGCGCUGCAGGCGGAGCGUGCCGCCUGGGAGCGCGACACCGGGCUCUCGCUCGACGAGCUGCGGCGUCGCUCGCUGGAGGCCAGCAGCAAGGAAAUGGUGGACGGCAAGGACAAAAAGGAUAAGAAAAAGAAAGAUUGGUCUUUUAAGAAUGUUGCAACUGGAGUAGCAAUAUAAUUUGGACCAAGGUCUGAGCACAACGCACCAAUCUAGCUUAGUGAGUUUUAGCUCUAUUGUUAAAUAGCAUAAUGGAACAACGAUUUAUAAAGACUACUACUGAACGUAAUAACACUGUAUUUGACAUUUUAAACAUUUUACUCAAAAUUGAUUUAUUAUCAGAAGCCGAGAUUACUUUUUAUGUAUUUAUUUAUAAGAUUUUUAUUUCGCAUUUAAACAUUUUUUAUGAUAAGUGAGGCCUAAAUUUUUUAUACACUUACUGUGUUUCCAAAGGCAUUUUGUAUACAAUUUUAUACGGUUUAUUUAUUUCAGGUAUUAGUUUUCUAAUGAAAGCGAAUUCUCGCUGCACAAACAUUUAUACAGUUUAUUAAUAAAUCAUUCACGUCCACAAAGAUGCCAAAUAGCUUGUAAUAACGGUCUGCUUUAAUCGGCGAUAAAUAUUUUAAAAUGUGUACUAACUUUAUGAUAUAUGUAUCAUAAAAUAAUUUUGGAUCUGAAAAUAUGUCGAUCAAAGGUCAAUUCCCAAGCUCAACUAACGUGAGAUCAAUCAUGACACUGACAUCUUUACUGAUAAAUAUAACAUUAGAUAUGUUGAAUAAUUGUUAAAGUUAUGACACGAAUUUCGCCACUUCUGUUAUAUUUAUACGUAUAGAUAUUUCGUACUGUAUUUACUUAUGUAAUUCUAGGUAACAACACCAUUCUAAAUUUAAUGUGAAAUUAGAUAAAAAAUAUUUUUUACUUCUUUUCAUUAUAAAGUUAUUAAUACGAUUUCAGCUUUUAUCUUUGGAAUUUGGAAUCAAGGAGUGGCAUUAAUGUAAUUUGGCGGUCGUAUCAUGAUAUUGGUACAAACAUUCCGUUGAGUUUGUUAAAUUUUAAAUAUUAGAGAUCUAGGAGGAAAAUUAAUAUGUCAGCUUAACCUAGAGUAUAUUCUGUACGACUUGCCUUAAACAUUGAUAUAUUGUGCUUAGUGAUAUUGAUAUGCUCAUAGAUCAGUUGUGACAUAGACUCUAGCCUCUAGCUAGGUGUUAGUGUUCUUUGAAGUAAUUAAUUAUAAGUGACGGAUUAUGGUUGGCUCACUUUUUAAAUUGUAGCAUUUAUGUAAACUCAAUACUAGUGUAUGAAAGUUAUGGUUUUUCAUAUCGAUUUUUCAAAUACGAAUCUUUGAUGAAAUCUUGUUUCUUGAUGACCAUCUUCCAAUCAAUCUGCGAUAGAACAGUUCUAUGUAAAUAUUCUUUUUGCUUAUUAUGAUUAUAUAACAGAUGAUGAAGAUAUGAUUAUCUAGUUAUUCAAAUACGUUAUUAUUGACACAUAUGCAUAAUCUUUAUUUAAUCAAAAUGCCGUGGUUAAGUUGUAUUAUUUCCUACAUUACAGUAUUGACUUCCGCAUUAAAGUUAGGCGUUUAGGAAUUAAGAUUAUGCUUAAUUUUAUAUUUGUGUAGGGCUACUGUCCACUUAACCAUACUGAUCAUUUGUUUAGUCAUUACAAUGGAUAUGUGAUGUUUGUUGGAUGAACAGUAAAGGCAGACGAUGUAAUAUAUUGUACCUUUGAAUAAAAUAUAAAUAAAUACGUAAUAUAUAGGA
Plodia interpunctella (Indianmeal moth) is the source of this 3957-nucleotide messenger RNA. RefSeq names its product peanut (gene pnut). Gene Ontology annotation, molecular function: molecular adaptor activity; GTP binding; GTPase activity. Lineage: Eukaryota; Metazoa; Arthropoda; Insecta; Lepidoptera; Pyralidae. Gene Ontology annotation, biological process: intracellular protein localization; cilium assembly; cytoskeleton-dependent cytokinesis. Gene Ontology annotation, cellular component: cell division site; microtubule cytoskeleton; septin complex. The transcript has 11 exons. Bases 590 to 2377 code for a protein of 595 amino acids. The record is from RefSeq and is a predicted model, not a curated record.